GGUUUAUGUAAUUUGUUGGUUGAUAUUCUCAAAAACAAGUGGUAAAGGGAGAGCCUUUCGAAUUUUUCGUAAAAACUUGGAAAACCCAAAAUCAAAUGAUGAUCUCAGGACUCUAUCAAAUAUCAGAAACUAUAAAAAAGCACAUUCCAAGAAGAAGUUGAUUAAACUUUAGCUUCCUUUGCAGUUAAAGCCAUGACUCUACAAGCAAGUUCCUUUAACAUUGGAGGCAUUUCUCCUCUUCCCUGCCCUCCAAAAACUUCCCUUCGUCGAUUUGUAACCAGAGCUCAAGUGGAACCAUCAGAGAAAUCUGUAGAAAUAAUGAGGAAAUUCUCGGAACAAUAUGCUCGUCGAUCAGGCACGUAUUUCUGUAUGGAUAAGGGAGUGACUUCUGUUGUUAUCAAGGGAUUGGCUGAGCAUAAAGAUACGUUGGGUGCUCCUCUCUGCCCUUGUAGGCAUUAUGACGACAAAGCUGCUGAGGCAGGGCAGGGGUUUUGGAACUGCCCAUGUGUUCCUAUGAGAGAAAGGAAAGAAUGUCACUGCAUGCUAUUUCUCACUGCAGAUAAUGAUUUUGCUGGCCAAGAUCAGUCUAUCACAAUGGAAGAAAUCAAGGAAACAACGGCAAACAUGUAGCUCUUGACAUUCUGAGUUUCACUUUUCUAAAUCAUAACUUGUUAUUUUAUCUGUAUUAUCAAUAGAGUUAUUUUUGUUUUACCUCCCAUGUGAUCUGAAAUUGCUGUA
Messenger RNA from Hibiscus syriacus, 738 nucleotides. RefSeq names its product ferredoxin-thioredoxin reductase catalytic chain, chloroplastic-like. Gene Ontology annotation, molecular function: oxidoreductase activity, acting on iron-sulfur proteins as donors. The record is from RefSeq and is a predicted model, not a curated record. Lineage: Eukaryota; Viridiplantae; Streptophyta; Magnoliopsida; Malvales; Malvaceae. Bases 193 to 630 code for a protein of 145 amino acids. The transcript has 6 exons.